AUGUCGUCCUCCCCUAAUAUGUUAACCAAGUUCGAGUCAAAAUCUUCCAGGGCGAAAGGUCUUGCCUUUCAUCCCAAGAGACCGUGGAUCCUCGUCACACUCCAUUCAUCCACCAUCCAACUCUGGGAUUAUCGUAUGGGUACUCUGAUUGAUAGAUUCGAAGAGCACGAUGGCCCAGUCCGUGGCGUCGACUUUCACAAAACCCAACCUCUCUUUGUGUCCGGCGGUGACGAUUACAAGAUCAAGGUGUGGUCAUACCAAACAAGACGAUGCCUCUUCACUCUCAAUGGCCACUUGGAUUACGUUCGUACCGUGUUCUUUCACCACGAGCUUCCUUGGAUCAUUUCUUCAUCGGAUGAUCAGACAAUUCGAAUCUGGAACUGGCAGAACCGCUCGCUAAUCUGCACUAUGACCGGACACAAUCACUACACCAUGUGCGCCCAAUUUCAUCCGAAAGAAGAUCUCGUCGUAUCCGCCUCCCUCGAUCAAACUGUCCGUGUCUGGGAUAUUUCCGGGCUUCGAAAGAAGCACUCCGCCCCUACGUCCAUGAGCUUCGAGGACCAGGUCGCUCGCUCCAACCAGAACCAAACUGAUAUGUUUGGAAACACUGAUGCUGUCGUCAAAUUCGUCUUGGAGGGCCACGAUCGCGGUGUCAACUGGGUUGCUUUCCAUCCUCAUAUGCCCUUGAUCGUUUCAGCUGGUGAUGAUCGGCUGGUAAAGCUUUGGCGCAUGAGCGAAACCAAGGCUUGGGAGGUGGACACUUGCCGAGGACACUUUCAAAACGCAGAGGGAUGCUUGUUUCACCCUCAUCAAGACUUGAUUCUCUCGACAGGUGGCGACAAGACUAUCCGGGUGUGGGAUUUGAACAAGAGAACGGCGGUACAAACAUUCAAGCGCGAGAAUGACAGGUUCUGGGUAAUCGCCGCACAUCCACAAAUUAACUUAUUCGCCGCUGGUCAUGAUAAUGGUGUUAUGGUCUUCAAGUUGGAGCGUGAGCGACCUGCCUCUGCUGUUCACCAGAAUGCACUUUUUUUCCUAAGCAAGGAGAAGCUCGUCAAGUCGUAUGAUUUCCAGAAGAACAUUGAGAGCCCGACUCUUCUCUCCUUGAAGAAGCUGGGCAGUGCGUGGGUUGCGCCUCGAACUCUGUCAUAUAACCCCGCUGAGAGGUCUGUCCUCGUAACGACUUCUGCCGAUGACGGCUCAUAUGAGCUUGUCAAUCUUCCAAAGGAAGGCAGUGGUAACAUUGAGCCCACUGAAUCCAAACGUGGUCCUGGAAGUUCGGCCAUAUUUGUGGCCAGAAACAGAUUUGCUGUUCUCAAUCUCUCCACCCAGACCAUCGAAAUCAAGGACCUAUCAAACACAACGACGCGGUCUUUUAAAGCGCCAUCCGGCACUACUGAUAUUUAUUUUGGUGGCACAGGCAACUUGCUCAUUAUUACCGCUACUGCCGUUCAUCUCUACGACAUUCAACAGAAGAAGAGCACAGCUGAGCUUGUAGUCAACGGUGUGAAGUACGUGGUCUGGUCCAACGACGGUCUAUAUGCAGCGCUUCUCAGCAAGCACAAUGUUACCAUUGUCACCAAGACGCUUGAGCAAGUGAGCACGCUGCAUGAAACUAUCAGAAUCAAGAGCGCGACUUGGGACGAUGCUGGUGUGCUUCUGUACUCCACCUUGAAUCACGUGAAGUACACCCUUCUCAACGGUGAUAACGGCAUCGUCAGAACGCUGGAUCAAACCGUAUAUCUUGUCCGUGUCAAGGGACGCAAUGUCUACUGCCUGGACAGGUCUGCAAAGCCGCGCAUCCUCCAGAUUGACCCCACAGAAUAUCGUUUCAAACUCGCGCUGGUUAAGCGCAAUUAUGAGGAAAUGCUUCACAUCAUCCGCAAUUCUAGUCUCGUCGGUCAAUCUAUCAUCUCAUAUCUUCAACAGAAGGGGUACCCCGAUAUUGCUCUGCAAUUUGUUCAAGACCCUACCACCAGAUUUGAUCUCGCGAUCGAAUGCGGCAACUUGGAUGUUGCGGUAGAAAUGGCCAAAGAAAUUGACAAGCCCAAAUUCUGGAACAGACUCAGUAUUGAGGCUUUGUCCCAUGGCAACCACCAAGUCGUUGAAAUGUGCUACCAAAAAUUGAAGCAGUUCGACAAGCUGUCUUUUCUUUACCUGGCUACCGGGGAUCAUUCUAAGCUUUCGCGUAUGGCUAAGAUUGCUGAGCACCGUGGCGACUUCACUGCUCGAUUUCACAAUGCUCUGUACCUGGGUGAUGUCAAGGAUCGUAUCCAAAUUUUCAAGGAAAUUGAUCUUUACCCCCUGGCCUACAUGGCUGCCAAGUCCCAUGGUCUUGAGGAAGAAUGUCAGGCCAUUCUAGAGGCCACUGGAAUCACGGAAGACCAACUAACGGUGCCCACUCUUGGGAAACCUUUUGCUUCACCUAAGCCUAUUGUACCGACCUUCAAGCAGAACUGGCCUACGAAGUUUACAUCUCAGUCAUUCUUUGAAAAGGCACUUCUCGGCCAAGUGGAAGGUCUUUCCCUCGAAGACAAUACUGAUGCUGCGGCCGGGUUUGAAGACGCUAUGGAAGACGGCGGCGCGUCGGCUCACGGAGCGGCCACUGUAGAUGACGAUGAUGAAGAUGUCGCCGGCUGGGAUAUGGGCGAUGAAGACCUACCCGAGGCUGACAGCGACUUCGUGAAUGUGGAUACCGCCGAUGCUGGAGGCGCCGGCAGCAGCGAAGCUGAUCUGUGGGCUCGCAACUCGCCCCUUGCGGUAGACCAUAUUGCUGGCGGUUCCUUUGAGACAGCCAUGCAGCUGCUAAACCGCCAGGUUGGUGCGGUCAGCUUUGCUGCGUUGAAACCUCGUUUUUUGGAGGUCUACAAGGCAUCCAGAACCUUUCUUCCCGCGUCCGCCGGUUUGCCACCUCUUAUUAACUACAUACGCCGCACAAUCGAUGAAAGUGAUCUUCGCCAGGUACUUCCUAUCGUUCCUCGAGAUCUCGAAUAUCUCGCUGCCAAUGAGCUGCAGCGCGGGUACGAUUCCAUGAAGACGAACAAUUUGGAAAAUGGUGUCAAGAUCUUCAAGGGCAUCUUGCACACAAUUCUCGUGAACGCCGUAUCAAGUGAAGGCGAGGUUGCCGAGGCUAAGAAGCUCAUUACUUCAGCCAGCGAGUACGCUGUCGCUAUGAGCAUUGAGCUCGCUCGAAGACAAUUAGGCGCAGCAGAUGUCGUAGCAGGUGAUGUCGAAAAGCUGAAGCGAAGCCUUGAACUCUCGGCAUACUUCACGAUACCAAAGAUCGAGGUUCCCCAUAGGCAACUCGCUCUGCUCAGCGCCAUGCAACUGGCAAGCAGAAAUAGAAACUACAAUAGUGCUCUGAGCUUUGCCAACCGCAUCAUUGCGAAUGGUGGCGCUAGCAAAAUUGUAGAUGCGGCGAAGAAGGCCAAGGCAGCAUGUGAGCGCAGUCCUAACGAUGCUAUUGAAAUCGAGUUCGAUCAAUUCGCCGAGUUCGAGGUUUGCGCGGCCAGCUUUACACCGAUUUAUAGCGGAACAUCGUACGAAGAGUGCGCUUUUGACGGAUCUAAGUAUCAUUCCAAAUACAAGGGCACUUUGUGCAAGGUUUGCGAGGUUUGUGAGGUUGGUAAGCAUGGAAGCGGGCUGCGGCUAGUUGCAUAG
This is a messenger RNA of Beauveria bassiana ARSEF 2860, 3660 nucleotides long. RefSeq names its product coatomer WD associated region. The transcript has 6 exons. The record is from RefSeq and is a predicted model, not a curated record. Bases 1 to 3660 code for a protein of 1219 amino acids. Gene Ontology annotation, molecular function: structural molecule activity; protein binding. NCBI's taxonomy places the organism in Eukaryota, Fungi, Ascomycota, Sordariomycetes, Hypocreales, Cordycipitaceae. Gene Ontology annotation, cellular component: COPI vesicle coat. Gene Ontology annotation, biological process: retrograde vesicle-mediated transport, Golgi to endoplasmic reticulum; intra-Golgi vesicle-mediated transport; intracellular protein transport.